Molecule: messenger RNA, 624 nt
Organism: Acaulospora morrowiae
Lineage: Eukaryota; Fungi; Glomeromycota; Glomeromycetes; Diversisporales; Acaulosporaceae
Source: the annotation of a GenBank genome assembly
AUGGGUCUCCCACAGAGAGGGUACACGCUAGAACGCUUUGCCGCUUCAACAACGUCAACUUUUCAAAAAAUGGAAAACGGGAUAAAUCAAAUAUUAGAUCGAGUUUUCGAAUAUUCAACCGAAUAUGAUAUGGAUACUUUUCUCACAAUAUGCGACUUGGGUAAAAGCUUGGCCCAACCUCUUGCCGCUUUUCCUGAUCAAAUGUUAGUACGUCUUCACAGGAACAAAGCUCACUUAAAUCGGGUAUACAAAAAACUGGAAAUUUUCGAAACACAAGUUGACGAUUAUGAAGGUUAUAUUGAUGAUUAUGAAAUUUUUGUUGAGGAAUUAAGAGUAUGGAACGAAAAACUAUCAAGGGAAUUUGACGCAGGAAUGAAGGUUGUAAUUGACCGAUUGGACGAAAUUGGCGAAAGAGAUCUUAAUAAAAUUUUUUCGUUGAUCGAAUCAGCUGAAAGUCGAAAACAGGAGGAAGAAAAUGAUUUGUAUUACACUGGAGAUUAUGAGAUAGAUGGUGACGUGAGAGAUUUAAAACCUACCUUUUAUGCCAAUAGAUCAAUAGAAUACUACUUCUUAGCUUUCUGCACUUAUUUAUGGGCAGAAAGCGUGUAUAAAAUAACUGUCUAA